Messenger RNA from Neodiprion virginianus, 1823 nucleotides. Its product is annotated as RNA-binding protein cabeza-like. The transcript has 8 exons. The record is from RefSeq and is a predicted model, not a curated record. The coding region runs from base 287 to 1618 and encodes 443 amino acids. Gene Ontology annotation, biological process: regulation of DNA-templated transcription. Gene Ontology annotation, cellular component: nucleus. Gene Ontology annotation, molecular function: RNA binding; transcription coregulator activity. NCBI's taxonomy places the organism in Eukaryota, Metazoa, Arthropoda, Insecta, Hymenoptera, Diprionidae.
AACGCACCGCCAUUAGAGAAUGCGGUUCUUCCAUAAGUACGCUUCAUAGCUCUAAGUUGAGAAUUACGAGUGACUGUGGUGGUAGACGUCGGCCAUCGCCGCGGGUGUAACUCGCGUAACUCGUAGGUAUAACUUCACGAUAUCGCCGGUAGUCCCCAAGUUGCCGAGCCGUUCCCGCCAUUACGUGUUCUCACACCCAGACGUUGCGUGUACUUUUGCGUGUGCGGUGUGCCUUGAGCAAUUAUAGCGUCGCUAUUCGCAUUUGUGAAGGACGCCACCGGGCACGAUGACCGAUAAUCAAUACAGCGCCUACCAGCAGCAGGGUUAUGGCCAGUAUACCCAACCUCCACCUUCUGGAGGGCAAGAUACAUCAUAUCCUCCACCUUCAGGCGGCAGUACCAACUACAGCCAGUAUAGUCAACCACCGCCGAGUAGCAACACUUAUGGAAAUUAUAGCAACUAUAACCAAACUAGCGGAACUGAUUAUACUCAAGCCCCGAGCCAAGGAGGCUACAGUCAAAACAGCUAUGGGGGUGGAAAUUCCGGAUCUGGUGGUGGCAGUAAUUAUAGCUCUGGCUAUAACCAGGGAGGAGGAGGUGGAGGAGGAGGAGGUACUGGAGUAAGCGGAGGAGGUAGCAGUGGUUACAAUAGAGGUGGAAGUGGAGGCGGUUACGGAGGAGGUCAAGGAGGAGGCAGUGGAGGUGGAAGUGGAGGUGGAGGUGGCGGAGGUAGAUUUGGUGGAGAUCGCGGUGGAUAUGGGGACCGCUCAAGCAGUGGUGGAGGGGGAGGAUACAACAGUGGCGGUGGCCGUGGUGGUUAUAACAAAGGGGGCUAUGGUGAUCGCGGCAGUGGCGGCGAAGGGAUGGUUGUUCAAGAAGAUACAAUAUUUGUUUCUGGGAUGGAUCCUACCGUGACGGAAGACGAAAUAUGCGAACACUUUGGUGCGAUCGGAAUUAUCAAGAACGACAAACGAACUGGGAAGCCAAAGAUAUGGAUGUAUAAAGACAAAAAUACAGGUAAACCAAAGGGUGAAGCAACGGUGACAUACGAUGAUCAGAACGCGGCUCGCUCAGCAAUAGAUUGGUUUGAUGGCAAAGAGUUCAAGGGUUUUACCAUAAAGGUGCAAAUCGCACAGCACAAAAGUAAUUGGCAAGGUGGUCGUGGAGGAGGUGGCGGAGGUAUGGGCGGCGGUGGAGGUCGAGGAGGAGGUCGAGGUCGUGGAGGUGGUUUUGGUAGCCGCGGAGGAGGAGGUGAUAGGGACGACCAUUCGCGUGGAGGUGGUGAUGAUCGACGUGAUGGUGGCGGCCGGGGAGGAGAUUGGAGGUGUCCCAAUCCUGAUUGCGGAAAUACAAACUUCGCUUGGCGUGAUCAGUGCAACUUGUGCAAAAGCUCAAAGCCUGAGGGCGCUGGUGGAGGCGGUCGCGGAGGUGGUGACCGUGGAGGUCGUGGCGGCGGUGGCUUUCGAGGAGGAGAUAGAGGAGGCCGCGGCGGAGACAGGGGUGGUCGAGGUGGAGGUUUCCGGGGAGACAGAGGUGGUGGACGUGGAGGUCGAGGUGGACCAAUGCGAGGUUCCGGCGGUCGUGGGGACAGAGAUAGAGACCGUCAACGUCCGUAUUAGAUGUAUGCAUGAACAAAAGAAGAGCGUCUCAAACAAAUGUGCAUACAUUCGACGCACUCGUGUGUGUAUUUGACACAAGAUAAAGAUCGUGUAUUUGACCUGUGCAACAUGCAUUUUAUUUACUAACACUUUUGUACUCAUGUUAAAAAUGGUACCCGACGUGCAGUGAAUUUUAAUAAACCAUAAGACUAGUUUGUAAAUCUCA